GAGAGAGAAGCGACUAUAUCGUAGGGUUAUUUAAUGAACACGAAAAUAGAGAGGGAAAACCGAACACGGCGGCCUACAGGGAUAGAGUGAGAAAAAGAUACAAAAACCAGAGCGAGAGCGAGACAGUUGUUGCAGAGGUUGCAGAGACGAGAUAAAGAAGAAGAAGAAGCAAAAGGAAGCAACUGCUUAAAACCCUAACCCUAGAAAUGGUUCUUGCUUGCUUCUUUACUACUUGAACACGAGUAAGGGUUUCACUGAGGCUUUUCGUCAACGAGGAGGAGAAGAGGAAGUUUUUUGAAGGCGACAACCACGAAGAGGUGUAGAGGAGGUUUUACUAGCUUCUCCAUUCUGUUGUGUGUUGUUUGACUCAGAUCUCUGUGUUUUCUGUUCGAGAAAUGGUAAAAGGAAACCUUUUUUUUUCGAAGGUGAAGUGACGGAACGCUAUAGUUAGCUUGUGCCUCUUUUGUCAGAAGUGAGGUUUAGGGUUUUGUGUUGUUUCGGUUGAGAUCUUAUUGUUUUGUACUAGUAGAAAGGUUCUGAUGAAAUUGUUGUAGCAAAAGCGAAGAGCAUUCUCCUUGUUGUUUAAGUUAGUUGUUGUUGAGGUAGUAGAUAGAGGAAGAGGAAAGUUUUGGAAGACUGAGAGAGGAUUUGGUAGCCGAUUCUUGUCGUGGUGUUACCUAGGCCUGUUGUCACCAGUCUUCAUUCAUAGUUUGAUAUCAGAUCUUUGCGCUGGAGCGAUUAGGGAUACCGGGAACCAUGUCUUCCUUGAGCAGGGAACUGGUAUUUUUAAUCUUACAGUUCUUGGACGAGGAAAAGUUCAAGGAAACAGUCCACAAGUUGGAACAAGAGUCUGGUUUUUUCUUCAAUAUGAAACACUUCGAGGAUCAAGUUCAGGCGGGUGAAUGGGAUGAAGUUGAAAAAUAUUUAUGUGGGUUUACAAAGGUUGAAGAUAAUCGGUACUCAAUGAAAAUUUUCUUUGAGAUAAGGAAACAGAAGUAUUUGGAAGCUCUUGAUCGGCAUGAUCGUGCAAAAGCAGUUGAAAUUCUUGUAAAGGAUCUUAAAGUUUUUGCUUCUUUCAAUGAAGAACUGUUCAAGGAAAUUACCCAGCUUCUCACUCUUGAGAACUUUAGACAGAAUGAACAGCUUUCCAAAUAUGGUGAUACCAAAUCAGCUCGGAAUAUCAUGCUUAUGGAACUUAAAAAGCUUAUAGAAGCAAAUCCUUUAUUCAGGGACAAGCUCACAUUCCCACCCUUCAAAGCUUCACGAUUGAGAACCCUGAUUAACCAGAGUUUGAAUUGGCAGCAUCAGCUAUGCAAGAAUCCACGACCAAACCCUGAUAUCAAGACACUUUUCACUGAUCAUACCUGUGCCCCUAAUAAUGGGGCUCGUGCUCCACCCCCCACCAAUAGCCCCCUUGUUGGACCGAUUCCUAAAGCUGGGGCUUUUCCUCCUAUUGGUGCACAUAGUCCUUUUCAGCCAGUUGUUUCGCCUUCUGCCAGUGCUAUUGCAGGGUGGAUGUCAAGCCCCAAUCCUUCUUUACCUCAUGCUGCUGUGGCAGCAGCCCCUCCUAGUCUUGUGCAGCCUCCUAAUGCAGCUGCUUUCUUGAAGCACCCGAGGACUCCUACGAGUGCUCCAGGCAUGGAUUAUCAGUCAGCUGAUUCAGAGCAUUUGAUGAAGCGAAUUCGAACUGGACAAUCUGAUGAGGUUUCAUUUUCUGGUGCUACACAUCCUCCUAAUAUCUAUUCCCAAGAUGACCUUCCUAGAACUGUUGUACGGACACUUGGCCAAGGAUCCAAUGUGAUGAGCAUGGACUUCCAUCCACAGCAACAGACAAUUCUUCUUGUGGGUACAAAUAUUGGUGAAAUUUCAAUUUGGGAAGUUGGGUCUCGAGAACGGUUAGCACAUAAAACCUUUAAGGUUUGGGAUAUCUCAGCUUGUUCAAUGCCCUUGCAGACAGCAUUGAUGAAAGAUGCUACAAUAUCUGUGAACCGAUGCAUUUGGGGCCCUGAUGGAUCCAUACUUGGUGUUGCAUUUUCAAAGCAUAUUGUUCAAAUAUAUAUGUACAACCCAACUGGAGAAUUGAGACAACACUUAGAGAUUGAUGCUCAUAUUGGUGGUGUUAAUGAUAUUGCCUUUGCUCAUCCCAAUAAGCAACUAUGUAUUGUCACUUGUGGUGAUGACAAGACAAUUAAGGUAUGGGAUGCUGUAGCUGGGCGCAGGCAGUAUAUAUUUGAAGGCCAUGAAGCACCUGUGUAUUCUGUUUGUCCUCACUAUAAAGAGAAUAUACAGUUUAUUUUCUCUACUGCAAUUGAUGGGAAAAUUAAAGCAUGGCUCUAUGAUUGCUUGGGAUCUAGAGUGGACUAUGAUGCUCCUGGACUUUGGUGCACUACGAUGGCAUAUAGUGCAGAUGGAACAAGGUUGUUCUCUUGUGGAACAAGUAAAGAAGGUGACUCUCACCUAGUUGAGUGGAAUGAGAGUGAAGGAGCAAUCAAGAGGACUUACUCUGGUUUUAGGAAGCGCUCUUUAGGUGUUGUCCAGUUUGACACAACAAGGAACCGUUUCUUGGCUGCUGGUGAUGAAUUUCAGAUCAAGUUUUGGGAUAUGGACAACACCAACUUGUUGACAACUACUGAUGCUGAUGGUGGAUUACCUGCAAGCCCUAGACUGAGGUUCAACAAAGAAGGGUCACUACUGGCUGUCACAACAAGCGAUAGUGGAAUUAAGAUCUUGGCAAACACUGAUGGGCAGCGUUUAAUACGGAUGCUGGAGAGCCGGACGUUUGAGGGGUCUCGUGGUCCUACUGAACCAAUCAAUACUAAGCCUGCAAUUGUUACCCCACUGGGUCCUGUAGCCAAUGUUUCUGCCCCCUUAGCACCAACCAUGGAACGCUCUGAUAGAAUUACAUCAGCAGUAUCUAUUAGUAGUCUUGGUCCCAUGGACAACGGCAGGUCAACAGAUGUUAAGCCAAGAAUUUCAGAUGAUGUUGACAAGGUUAAAAGCUGGAAAUUGCCUGAUAUUGUAGAUUCAUCCCAACUAAAAGCUCUACGUUUGCCUGACCCCAUAACAGCAGGGAAGGUUGUACGGCUAAUAUAUACUAACUCAGGGCUAGCUGUUUUGGCACUUGCAUCCAAUGCAGUCCAUAAACUGUGGAAAUGGCAGCGUACUGAAAGGAACCCAUCUGGCAAGUCCACUGCAUCUGUUACCCCACAGUUGUGGCAGCCUACAAGUGGAACUCUCAUGACUAAUGACACUAGUGACACCAACUCAGCUGAAGAAUCAGCUGCAUGCAUUGCAUUAUCAAAGAAUGAUUCUUAUGUAAUGUCUGCAUCCGGUGGAAAAGUCUCUUUGUUCAACAUGAUGACAUUUAAGGUCAUGACAACUUUCAUGCCCCCUCCCCCUGCAGCCACUUUCUUGGCAUUCCACCCUCAGGACAACAAUAUCAUUGCUAUAGGAAUGGAGGAUUCAACCAUACAAAUAUACAAUGUGCGGAUUGAUGAGGUUAAAACCAAAUUGAAGGGGCACCAGAAACGAAUCACUGGUCUUGCAUUUUCCCAGACUUUGAAUGUCCUUGUGUCAUCUGGAGCUGAUGCACAGCUUUGCAUGUGGAGCAUUGAUGGAUGGGAAAAAAGGAAAGCAAGGUUCAUACAAGCACCGCCCGGUCGCUCUUCCCCACUGGUUGGAGAAACCAAGGUUCAAUUCCACAAUGACCAGGUUCAUUUGUUAGUGGUCCAUGAGAGCCAAAUUGCUGUCUAUGACAGCAAGCUUGAAUGCCUGCGGUCGUGGUCUCCAAGAGAUGCUCUUCCUGCACCCAUAUCAAGCGCAAUAUACUCGUGUGAUGGUCAACUGGUUUACACAGGAUUUUGUGAUGGUGCUGUUGGUGUAUUUGAUGCAGACAAUUUGAGGCUUCGGUGUCGAAUAGCACCCUCCGCAUACAUGCCUCCUCCCACAACAAGUGGCAGCAGCAGCACUCUCUAUCCAAUGGUGAUUGCAGCCCACCCGUCUGAACCCAAUCAAAUCGCCCUUGGCAUGAGUGAUGGUGCAGUCCAUGUGGUUGAGCCGUCUGAUGCAGAACCAAAGUGGGGUGGCCCGGCACCCCAAGAUAAUGGCACCCUACCUUCCAUCCCAUCAAAUCCUUCUCUGAGUAGUCAGCCAACCGAAGCAACUCCCAGGUGAUCGAAAUUUGAAGGAGCAUCAACCAAUCAGCUCCACUGUCAGAUAACAGAAGGUAAGCAGAGAGGCCAAGGUAUUCCCGGACAUGCAGCAGAGCGCCCCAACUUUUUAUUUCCCCCAUAUUAUGCUCAACGCGGAUAUGGCCCGUCUCAUCUUCAUUGUAAAGUCCUUUUCUUUUAUUUUUGAUUUUUUUAACCUAAUUUCCAAGGGGAAAAAAGUGUACAUCGCCAGUAGGAUAGAUAUCAAAGGCAUAUUUGGAUGGGUGCAGGUCAUUUUGCCUUCCAUCAUCCACGUCAUUCAGGUGUUCGUUUUUGAGUUGUUUUGUUGUAGUCUAAUUUAACUUGUAGGGGAGUUGGAGAUCCGUUGGCUCCUAUCCACACCCGCCUAUCUAACACCAGCUACACUGUUGGUUACAGUUAAUGUUAUUAUUACACCUUACAUAAUACACUUGGACUUGGUUAUUGUUAUUUGACUUCAUUUUAUUGGAUGUAUUAUUGCGUUUACUAUU
Messenger RNA from Nelumbo nucifera (sacred lotus), 4678 nucleotides. RefSeq names its product protein TOPLESS-RELATED PROTEIN 2-like. The record is from RefSeq and is a predicted model, not a curated record. Gene Ontology annotation, molecular function: protein binding. NCBI's taxonomy places the organism in Eukaryota, Viridiplantae, Streptophyta, Magnoliopsida, Proteales, Nelumbonaceae. Gene Ontology annotation, biological process: regulation of DNA-templated transcription.